Molecule: messenger RNA, 374 nt
Organism: Drosophila grimshawi
Lineage: Eukaryota; Metazoa; Arthropoda; Insecta; Diptera; Drosophilidae
Gene: Cpr47Eg
Product: cuticular protein 47Eg
Exons: 2
Coding region: 1-366 (121 amino acids)
Cellular component (GO): chitin-based extracellular matrix
Molecular function (GO): structural constituent of chitin-based larval cuticle
Source: RefSeq, a predicted model, not a curated record
AUGAAGUUGAUUAUUGCCCUCUCCUGCCUGUUGGUAGUGGCCUUCGCCAAUGAAGAUCCCAAUGUCCUAAAGAACGAUGCCGAGGUGAACGUGGAUAGUUUCAAGUAUUCUUAUGAGUUCGACAACAGCAUUAAGGCCGAUCAACAAGGUGAGCUGAAGGGAGCCGACAUCUGGUAUGUUACUGGUCAAAACAGUCAUACUUCUCCUGAGGGAGAGCAAGUUUCCAUUCAAUAUCAAGCCGAUGAAAAUGGUUACCAAGUGCUGGGUGCCAAUCCUCCCCUACCAACCUCACCACCAAUUCCAGAGGCCAUCCAGAGGGCUCUUGAUUAUAUCAGAGACCACCCAAGUCAAGAAGACAGGCAUUAAAUAAUGUU